AAAUUACUAAUUCACCUGUCGCUUUGAAAAGUCUAUUCCAACCCAAACCCAACCAUCAAAAUCCAAUUUGCUCAAACACCUACCAAGCUUUGAAUUGAAUCCCAUCACCUGAGUCUACUGUCUCAAAAUCUAGCUGGGGAAAAAACCCAGAAGAAGAGUAGAAAACAGGAAACGAAUAUCCCCAUCUCUACGCACUUCUUCUUAGAAAUGGCGUACGUAGACCACGCCUUCUCCAUAACAGACGACGACAUUAUGAUGGAGACAUCAUACGUUGUCAACAAUCGACCACCAAUCAAGGAGAUUGCUCUUGCCGUCUCUCUUCUCGUUUUCGGUGUCGUCGGUAUCGUUUUGGGCAUUUUUAUGGCUUCGAACAAAAUAGGCGGUGACCGUGCUCAUGGGCUUUUCUUUGCGAUUCUGGGAGUGGUGCUGUUUAUACCUGGAUUUUAUUACACUCGGAUUGCUUACUAUGCUUAUAAGGGAUACAAAGGCUUCUCUUUCGCCAACAUACCUCCCGUCUAGUUGAUGAUAAGCUGAAGCUUCAAUUUGCCCCAAUUACUUAUGUACAUAUCUUUCUCAAGUUGUGGUUCUUUCUUUAAUGUACUUGCGGUUCUUUAUUUCUUUUAAUAAUUUUGUAAUUUAAUUGUUCUUAACAACUGGUUUUUGUUGCUAUAUAGUGGACUUGUGUCUUGCGCAGUUACUCUGUUGAUGAUAAAACUCUAGCUUCGUGAUCUUAGUUAAUAAUCUAGUUUAUUUCAAA
This is a messenger RNA of Hevea brasiliensis (rubber tree), 757 nucleotides long. RefSeq lists its product as uncharacterized. The record is from RefSeq and is a predicted model, not a curated record. Bases 208 to 519 code for a protein of 103 amino acids. The transcript is spliced from 2 exons. Lineage: Eukaryota; Viridiplantae; Streptophyta; Magnoliopsida; Malpighiales; Euphorbiaceae. Gene Ontology annotation, cellular component: endomembrane system.